This is a messenger RNA of Lathyrus oleraceus (garden pea), 960 nucleotides long. RefSeq lists its product as uncharacterized. Lineage: Eukaryota; Viridiplantae; Streptophyta; Magnoliopsida; Fabales; Fabaceae. The record is from RefSeq and is a predicted model, not a curated record. The transcript has a single exon. Bases 118 to 735 code for a protein of 205 amino acids.
GACUCGCUAGGUUUGCCGAACCAGCUCCCCAAACGGGACUUUGAAAAAAGCAAGAAGAAAAGAAUUUUUCAAAUUCCCUUUUUGACCUUUUUCUUCUUUCUCUCUCUUUUUUCUCCAAUGGCUUCUUCAUCAUCAAAAACAAAAUCUAGUUCUAAUAAGUUAUAUUCAUAUUCCACAUCAAACGCACCGUUUUCAACUUCCUCACCAAACUUCGCUUCUUCCACAAGCUCUUCCACUUUUUUCAAUAAACCACACACUCAAACUCACACCCACAGCCAUCAUCAUCACCAUCAUCAACGAUCGGCUUCACCCACACGUGUCAACCUAACCACCGGUUCACUUUCCAACUUUGGGUUUUCCAUCGAUCAACGGUCCAUUUCUCCAAACCGAACCGUUCCAAGCCACGUCAUCAGCAAGAAGAAUCACCACCACCAUCACCAGAAGAAAACGUGCAUGUGUUCACCGACGACGCAUCCUGGUUCGUUCCGCUGCAGCCUACACAAGAACAUCAGUUCAAAUUCACUCCAUCACGGUGAAUCGUAUCCGUCGAGUCGCCUCAACAUGCGUAGAUCAGCUAUGAAGAAUUCACUGGUGAGAAUUGGUGGAGUUGAAGGCGAGUGGGUGAAACGAGCAUUAACUGCUUUGAUUCGUCCUUCUUCGCAUCAACAGAAGAGGAGAGAUGCGUUUGAACCUAGAUCGAGUCGUCUCUCCGUCAUGUCUAAGGCGGAUGAGUGAGGAACAAGAUCUGUGAAUUUUUUCCUCCUUUAAUUGCAGGUUCGAUUUUGCUACGUUCCUGAAGAAAUAACAACUCCGUUGCCGGUGUUUGAAAUUUCCGAUCCAAUCAAGCCGUGGGGAGCUAUGGAAGAUUCCGUCACUGAUCUGUGAAACUGGAUUCCUAGAAUUGCAUUUUGUAUAUGAUUUUUGCUAUGGAUUAUGGAAGGAGAAUUUUGGACUGUUUAA